UCUUCCAUUCCCCAUUAUGAUGAAAUUAGAGAGAGAAAAAGUGAUUGAGAGAGUUCUUGAAGCUUUCAAAGACAGCUUUGAUUUCUCGACGAAUCUAAUCCGAUACCAAGGCGGGAUCUCUAUACCACACAAAGAUGGAAAAAUAACCGCAUGCAAGCGGGACCACUUUUCACACAAAGGUGGAAAUACUACUCAGGAGUCCAGGACCUCUGCACCACACAAAGGUGAAAAAUAACCGCAUACAGGCGAGACCACUAUUCCACCACACAAAAGUGGGAAAAACUAUCCUCACACAGGAGGGAUUGAAACCAAAACCUCUCACAAAUGAAAGUUUUUGGGUGCCUCGACUUUGCCACUUGAGCUAGGCCUCAUCGACGAUAUAUACAAAGCUCUUAGUUUUGCUUACAUACACAUCCAACCAGCCACAUCAACUUUCGAGAGUUGAAAAUGAACGGGACACAAUUAAUAUAACAUCUUAUGAGAGUGUUAAAGUGAUUAAAAUAGAGUAAUGCGCCUACAUUUUAUAAGGUUGCGUGGAGUAUUUUCAUUAAAAGUAAAAAUAGAUACUAAAUUGAGAUACAUAUUAAAAUAAAAAUAUGAAUAUUAAAUUGUGGGAUAGAGGGUGUAUUUAGUUAUAGAGUGUUGCAAAUUGCAAUGCAAUAGAAUGCAUGUAUAAAAGUGUGGAAUACAUGGGCUAUGAAGAGUGAGAAAAGGCAUAGAGAAUCAAAGGGACGACAAGCUUCCGCGGAAACAUGGAGCCGAUUGCUUGCUUCCCCAACAUUUUGGAAUCUUGACAACUACUACUUUCUCUCUCUUUCUCUUUCUCGAUCAUGAGCUGCAACGGCUGCCGGAUUCUUCGAAAGGGCUGCAGCGACACCUGUAUCCUCAACACUUCUUUACAGUUCAUUCACUCCGGCGAAGCUCAAGGCCACGCCACCCUCUUCGUCGCCAAGUUCUUCGGCCGCGCCGCCCUCAUGUCCUUCAUCUCCGCCGUCCCCCUAAAUCAGACAUCCGCUGUUUUCCAGUCGCUGUUGUUCGAAGCCGCCGGAAGAACGGUGAACCCCGUCAGCGGCGCCGCGGGGCUGCUGUGGACGGGCAACUGGCACGUCUGCCAAGCCGCCGUGGCGACAGUCCUCCGCGGCGGCACCUUGAGCCCCAUUCCCAGCGGACCGGAUUUUGACGCCGCCGACAUUUUCAAAGCCGAAGGGCCGCCGCGGCGGAAGGCGUCCAUCCCCAAGCGCCAAGAAGCUGAUCUUGAUCUCAGCUUGAGGGCCGGCUUUCCGGCCAAGAAGAAUCAGCCUUUUCCGGAGCGGCCGCGCCCCCUCGGCAGCCCCUCGAUGAACUCUGAAGAAUCUGAGAUGACAACAUGUGGAGGUCAGCCGCCGCCGGAAAUCAAGAUUUUGAAUCUGUUUAACUAAUUAGCUAGCUAGCUAGGUUCAACAAUAUUAAUUAGUGCUGUUUUUUUUUUUUUUAAUAUAUGGGUUUUAAUUUGAAUUUUUAUUUUCUACAAAAAAUUCCGGUGGAGUUUUUAUAGAAUUUUCCUCCUUUUCUUUUGCUACAUCAAAUGUAGAAAGAAAUUAAGGGAAAAAUGAAACUUUUGCGAAUGCUUUCUA
Molecule: messenger RNA, 1613 nt
Organism: Salvia miltiorrhiza (redroot sage)
Lineage: Eukaryota; Viridiplantae; Streptophyta; Magnoliopsida; Lamiales; Lamiaceae
Product: LOB domain-containing protein 37-like
Exons: 3
Coding region: 831-1418 (195 amino acids)
Biological process (GO): regulation of gene expression
Source: RefSeq, a predicted model, not a curated record